This is a messenger RNA of Lytechinus variegatus (green sea urchin), 3185 nucleotides long. RefSeq lists its product as uncharacterized. NCBI's taxonomy places the organism in Eukaryota, Metazoa, Echinodermata, Echinoidea, Temnopleuroida, Toxopneustidae. Bases 782 to 2542 code for a protein of 586 amino acids. The record is from RefSeq and is a predicted model, not a curated record. The transcript is spliced from 3 exons.
GACUAUUUAUAAUAAAUAGCCACCAGUCUUGUAAGAAGCAGAAGCCAAGAGAAAAGGAUGUUUUUGUGAGAGAAUAACGACGAGAUGAUUCAUUAUCUAUUUGAGAGCGGCCUGUUUUAUUGUUGAUUACGACCCAUUAAACAGAUUAAUGAUCUAUACGAGUGAAGAGAUAAGGUAACUUGGAAGCUCGGUCCGGGUGCCUGGUAACGUAACGCUCUAUGUGCGACCAGACGGAACGCUAGCUUUUUGGCAAUUAUUCUCUGAUACUGUCGUCCUUUCGAUACAAAGCACAUUUUUGUGAUAGCACAACGAGCUAGAAGUCUUGGUAUCACUGCGAAAUUACUGGAGGCCGAUAUUCAAUAGGAGAUGAUGAUGAUUUGUUUUUAUUCACGUUGUGAACAAUGCAGCCUUAUGCAUGCCGGAUAUACUACAAAUCACAUAAUUCUGUAAUAGUACAACAAAGCUACAAGUAUAUACACUGCAAAAUAAAGGUACAAAAACGAUGUGAAUUAAACGCGACGAACUCACAAAGACGACAGAGUUGCUUCUUGUCUACAUGGAUUUAAAUAUUCAUCAUGAACAUUUUUACGGUAUGCAGUCAUCGUGACGACCAUUACGAGAAAGGAAUAUAAUGUUCAUUCGAGCCGCGGAUCAUACUAUAAUGCAUUAUGGUUGCCAUGCAAAUCGAGCAUCGAGGAAUGUCAGUACAGAUAUCUACCUGAUAAAGGAAAUACGGAUAUAUUUCUCCAACAUUGACUUUGUGAAUUAAUCAAGGUUCACAAUGACCCGGAUACCCGAACUCGGCGCCACCCUCUCGGUCUCAAAAUUGGACACAGCGCUGAAGGAGAGGAAGUCUUUGGCUAGGAGAGGGCGCUACACGUCGCAAAGAAAGACCGAGAGAUCAUAUGAUACAAGUUGCCAUAACAAGACUGUUGAUAUUAACGACGGAGGUGGUGACGGACCGCUAAGCAUUACUGAUAAUAGCGCAUCUUCUGUUAUAGCAAAAACGUCUUACGAGCAAUUCAGAGAUUUAAAGAAAAGGAGACUGAGGAAUGAACAAUCAAGCCCUGAGGAUAAAGAAAGAAGUAAGAACUUCGGCAUAUCCUCUAUCGCAACGAAGCUAUCCCCACGUUUAGCGGGAAGCACUGAAAAACACCGAAUACAUUCCAUUAAGAAGGCCGACCAUGGAAGUGCGUUGUCUCCUGCCGAAUCGGAAACGCAAGAGGACGAAUUAUGCACGGACAUUGUCCAUGGCAGUGAUAAUGAAGGUGAAAACGACGACAGUGAUGAUGACGAUGCAGAGGAUGAUGGCGUUUGUGGCGCAGACGGAAAGGCUGACGGCGAUGGGAAAGUUAUCGUUAAAUCUGAUAAAACAGUGAGGCCGUACUCAGACAGCCGAAUAUCGAUAUCGCAGUCACGGAAGGAUAGAGCCCGAAAAACAAGUCUCAGAUCGGGGGAAAUAUCCCACCCAUUUCACGAUACGACUCCAAUACCUCCAAAUCACCAGGUGUCUCGCAACUCUUCAAGAGCAUCAAGGACAUAUCCAGAGGAAUUGGGAUCACCAGUCGAUGGAAGUAAUGGAUCCGAGAGCAACAUACGACAAAUCUGGAGGAAAGAGUUGGGUCUCGACGCCAGACCGCCCCGCAGACAUUUCGCACCGAAAGAAUACAUCACAGGAUUGGCGGUUGGUUACCCUGGCCAGAAGGCUGCACAGUCGCAGAAGACGGUCACAACUACGGUAGUUCCCGCUAAACGCUCAUUGAGUGAGAUCCAGAAAAAGCGCAGGGUCCUUCCCCCAAUAGACACUAAAUCAAAAUCAAAGGCAUGUCCCUGUGAUCCCGAAAAACCACCUGCACCAAACCCAGUGAAGGACAUCAACGCACUUGCUGCAGACCUUUGCAGAGGAGCCUCUUUAGAAACAGGCAACCGUGAAGCCGAGGCGGUAUACCGAACGUUCCGCGAAGCACGAAAGCAUGCAUUCUUCUUCGAUCUCGACUCCGACGUCGGCAGUUCGAGAUCAAAAUACCUCCGUCCCUGCACCGCUCCGCCAAACUCCGACGAUGAAGAGGGGGAUGGUGACGAAACUGUUCGAGAGGAAUGGAAUGAUUCGUCGUAUACGCGCAUCGUGCGCAUUUCCUCGCCUGAGAAUGACGGCGAGACUGUCAUCACCCAUACGGUUGACGCGUCAAAGGUGUUUGACUUUGGAGGUCGUGUCAUUCGGAAGACGCAGAUCGACGUGUUUCUACCAUCCGAGCCACCAGAUGAUGGCAUCGAAGGCGAGGGUGACGAAAAGGGCAGUAGCGAGAAUGAGGACCGCGAAAACCAGGCAAAUGGAACUGAGGAAAAUGGCAAUGGUUCAAUCGAGCAAAAACGGAACAAUAUCAGAGAAGAAGGAAACAGAACAAAUGAAAAACAACGUGAACAAAUUGACAAUGAUCAGAACUUUACUUCUUCCGAAGAGGACGACGAAGACUGUGAGGAUACCGGUUCUGACGAAAGUUGUGACAGUGACGACGACGAUGAAGAUGACGAUGAUUAUUGAGAGGAAUUGGCGAGACAACUUACAGCAGGACAUAAUGGUCCAAUAGAUAAAAACUGAUAGGCUUCUUUGAAAGUGCAGGACACUGUUUUUCAUCAUGAUAAAAGUGUUACAAAUAUUUAUUGAAUAACUUAUUCACAUAUUUACCUCAAAUCUUACAAACUGAAACUUAAAGUAUUUAACCAUCCUUGAUCGACAAACUCAUCCAGGAUUUUUUUUUAUACCUUUGAAGACUAUGAAUCAUUUUGAGCACAGUGUUGACAGAUGGGUCCCGUACUUAAAGAUAUAUACUAAAUAAAUGAGUAUCUUUAUUAUUGUCUAGUCUUACAAAGAAUUGUGAUCGAUCAGAUCAACCUCGAGGACCCCUCGGUAGACCAGCAGCACCAUGAUUGAUGCUGCUGAGUAGGGCCAUCCUCUCGUUUUCAUAUAUGAAUUCACAUGUUUCAUUUUAUAUAUAUUGUUGGUUUUGUUUUACGGAAAUAUAUUCAAUUCAACCAUUUGGAAAUUCAUCAAUGCCAUAGUUUCCCCUACAAGAAAUUUGCAGCAUGUCCUUUUGUUAAAAAUGUAAGCAAAGUGGAAUAUACUGAAUUGCCAAUAAAACGAUGAAUUAUGAAUAGUCAGAUGUAGAAAAAAAUUCAAGAAACAU